Messenger RNA from Ostreobium quekettii, 525 nucleotides. The record is from the annotation of a GenBank genome assembly. Lineage: Eukaryota; Viridiplantae; Chlorophyta; Ulvophyceae; Bryopsidales; Ostreobiaceae.
AUGAAGGCACAAGGGUUAGCAUAUCGACAGGCAUUGGCUGCUUUGAGGAAUGAAUACACGAUGGGAGACGAUCCCACAAAUUUCGCUGCCCUGAUUGCGGCAGAAGUUGCACAGAUUCAAUCGGACAGGGUUGCUCCACAGGAAACGGACGAGUACAAAAAUCUUGUUCGCGACAUGGAACGGCGUCUGACGGGUGGAGAGUUAUUGGAAGAUGAAGACAUUGUGUUGGACGAGACGCAACAUGGCAUGGACGGCCUGGCUAACACUGUGUGUCCCAUAUCCGGCAAAAACGUUCUCGACCUUCACGAUCCUGUGCAGGACGAACGUGGCUUCAUUUAUGAGCGAGAAGUCAUCGAGGCGUACAUCAAGGAAGCGUCGAGAAAUCGUUCAACAGUAACGUGCCCAGUUGCAGGUACCAGUCAUAAGAUAACCGUGGCGAGCCUGAGACCUGCAGCCGGGGUCAUCAGCAAACAGCGCCAGGCAAAAGCCAACAGACGGCAGUCGAUGGACGAGGACAUCCUUUGA